AUGAAAAAGAUCUCAAAGAGAAAAGAUAUUUUAAAAAAGAUGUCGGAAGAGACAGAUAACAUUGCAGUAGAAGAAACUGUAGACAGGCAUCUUCAAAAAGAAGAAAAUCAAAACAUAAUAGAGACGUUGAGAGGCAAAGUAAGAGAAAAGCUAAAAAAUGCUAAGAUUAAUCAAGGUGAAGAAUCUUCAACUCCACUGUUCAUUGAUACUAAGAUAUAUCAAUGGUCUGAGACUGAAGUUUCAUUGGAUGAAGGUCUUUCGUUCUUCAUUCUGAAUGGUGAAGAAGGCUCAGCUUUGGUCCAGUCUUCAGGGCAGAGAUCAGUAAAUCAUAGUCACUCCAAACCCUUGUCACUUGGUGAUAAUUUACAAAAUUUUGCUGAAUGCCAAGAUGAUGAUUUUAUGGAAGAAGUCAUUUUUACAGAUUUAAUUGAAGUAAAUGCUGCUGAAUAUGAAGAUGAUCAAGAACAAAUAAAAAAACAGCAGGCAAAUAUUUUUGUGCCAAGUAGUUCUCCAGUGGCCAACCAGCAUAAACUGCCAGAAGAUAUGAUGCCUCGCAUUUUAGAAGAUGAAGGAUUCUAUAUUCCAAGAAAGCCAAAAGUAUAUAAAAAGACCUGCAACAAAAUGGAAAAUCGCCUGCUUAAACUAGAAGAGGGAAAGUGUUGGUUUGAAGAAAGUGGCGAAAUAACGUCAUUACCUUCACCCAUUAGACAGUCAUGGAAUUUCAGACUAAACGUAAGCAAGGAACCUUUAAAUCCAGCACUAAAGACCGUAUAUAGGAAGGCAGUAAAAUCUGACCUAGGAAGCUCUUUUAGGAACAAAAUGGAAGGUCGAAGGGAAAUAUACCAAUUAGAUCUCAACAUUGUGGGUUUGCAAUUCAGCCAUCAUCCUCUCUUCAAUCAAGAACAAGUAUUAUGUGCUAGGCUGCUCCAACUUUAUGAAUGUUUUCAGGACAGGCAGCAACAGAAUUUACCACAGCUGCUUUAUGAGAAGCUUAAAGCACUGACAGACGCUAUCAAAUUAGCAAAUGAAAAUUCAGAAAUAAACCAGCUGACUCGAAAAUCUUUACAAGAUUAUUACUGGCAAAUAAGUGAUACAAAACAGCUGUAUGACUUAGAAAGGGAAAAGGAUCUCUCCUUACUACACAGUAUAUUACAAACUUGGAAGCAGAUAAAAUCUCUUCGACAACGGCAAGGGUUUACAAGCACCCCAAUAAGGUUACAGGUUCAGAGGAUAAAAAUGAAUAAAUGUGAUGGACAAAAACAAGAACAAAUGUCAGAAAUAUCUGAGACUGGGAAGAAAACAGAAGAAAAAGCACUUAAGAAUGGGGAAAAACAGGAGAGCCUCUCAUAUUUAGCUUCAGAACUUGAAGAGACAGAAAUUGAAAGAAUAAAGCCAAUUACUUUGAUGCCACAACUUUCUUUCACUGCAGAAUUAACAAACUUAUCUAAGUGUUCACAGCAUGAACAAAAGAGAAGAGCCAAAAUUCAGAAGCUUAAAUAUUUUAUUAAAAUAUUUUACAAUGAUAAACAGGUUUCUUGCACUUCAGUAUCUCCCCUACAAUUUGAUUUUAAAGUUAUGUUUCAGCAAAUUUUCAGUAUUCAGCUAAUAUAUUGGCCAGAAACAGUUUACUUGGAGGUUUACGAAAUAAGUAAAAGGACAAGCUUACUGGCAAAACUGUAUUUACCUUUACCUAACAACACAGAGCUGAAAGGCAAAACUGUUUUGGAGUAUGUAGAAUUUAGCUCUGAUAAGCUGGUCAUACCUGCUGAUGGAGAAGUAGGAAGCAAUGUGCCUUUUCUUCUUGAGGGAAGUGAAACUGAAGAAUUUUGUCUUUUGACGUCAGGAAAACUCAGCUAUUCUCUAUCAUGGGCCUUAGAUGAAGAUGGUAUUCCUCUGACACCUGUAUCACAGUCACUAAGAUCUGCUUACUGCAGUGUGUUAAGGAAUGUAGAUGCAAGAGGCAUUUCUGGAAUUCCAUGGCUCAUUAAUGCACAGAAACUUUUUGAAUGGGCAAAUGAAGUCAGAGUUGAUCCAAAUAAUCCAGAAUAUUCCGAUUUAAUGGAAUUGAUUAUGUACAUGAGACAUAGAGGACAGGAUGUUACAAAGUACUUCCGUCUUGAACAGUUGCAAGAUGAAUUUAACUUCGUUUCUGAAGAGGAACUGAAAAAAAGUAAACGUUUCCAGCUAUUGCAACUUAGAAAUGCAGGUCAAUUAGAUGUUUUCCUUCUGCAGCAAAUGCCCCUCCAUGAUAGAGAGAUUCCAGAUAUAGUCUUCCAGGAGUAUGAAAAUCAGGUAGAAAAGGAUACGUGCAUUUCAGAUGUGAAUUCUAUUGCUGCACAAAGGUUUAAUUCUGCCAAUUUUCUGAAAAAGGUGAGGAGGUUGAUAAUGAAAAGGAUUGUCAAAGUUAGCAAAUUUAAUCUGUCAGAUAUUGUGACUGAUUACGAAGAAAUCGUGUCUACAAGCCAGUUGACACAUGCAGUUUGUAAGUUUGUUGAACCACGAAGAAAUUUAAAGCCUCAGAGGAAAGAAAGGAAAAAAGUCACAGCACAGACUAUUUCUGAUGGAGAUAUUAAGAUUCUUGUCAGAAUAUUGAGGGCCUAUAAUAUUCCUACCAGGAAAACUAUAGUUAAUAGAGCCUUGGAUAUGCCUGUUUAUUUGACACCAUCCAUAUCUCACCUCAGACAUAAAGAAGCAAUCAAAUCAGUAGCCUCAGAUGAGAUCUUAAAUGAGAUAAGUAUUUAACACUUCUGUAAAGAUAUCGUACACCCUUUUGUGGAAGUUUCUUUUCAACACAUUGUGUACCAAACUAACACUGCAAGUGGAUCUCAUCCAUGCUGGAAUGAAGAAAUUAAAGUAGAUUUUAUCUCACCAGAAAAUGAUUACAGCUUCUCAAGAUUAUCUAAAAUAAAAGAUUAUAUAUAUAUCAACAUUUUUGAUGAAAUGGUGAUUGAAAAACAUAAGGAUCACUGUCUUAAGAGCUGUAGUGGUCAUUCUUAUAUAAGAAAGAAUUGGCUUGGAUCCAUUGUCUUCCCUUUCUCUGCUCUUCUGCAACAAUCUGAGAUUAGUGGAACAUUUCAAGUGAAUGUUCCACCAGUUUUGCUUGGAUAUACUUGGAGUAAGACUUAUGUAUCUCCUAAAGAAGAUUACAAGGGGCAGAAUUUAAAAGAAUGUACCUUCUUAAAUAUUUUUGCUACCAUUGAACCUCAAAUAUCAUAUGUCAUCCAUAAUCCAAAACUAGACAAGUUUUCAGGUCAAAUAGAUGUUUUGCAAAAAGCACAGAUUUUUAAAACAAAUUGUAAGGCAGUAUUUCCCAACCGAAGAAUCACAACUACUGUUUUUAAUGAUGAAGGGAUACAGAUCUUAGUAACAAGAUAUAUCAAGGCAUUAAAUCCACCUCAACAACUUCUGGAAAUAUUUCUUCAUGAUUCUAAUGCAACACUUGACAUCAUUGCUCGAUUUGUAUCUUUGAUUCCUUUUAUGCCUGAUACACUGGAUGAAAAUGAUGGUUCUGAUAUAUGGAUGACAUCAGAGCACUGUAUCAGUUUGGCUAUUGGAAAUAAGGAAGAGCAUGCCAUACUUCUCUGUAAUUUCUUUCUGUAUUUUGGAAAGAAGGCAUUGGUUGUCCUUGGAACUUCAGUGUUAGAAGGGCAUGUGGCUUAUGUACUAACUCAAGAAACUGAUGAAUAUUUGCUUUGGAAUCCAUCAACUGGGCAAUGUCAUAAGCAGUUUGACCCAUUUUGUCCCUUACAAAGUGUAGACUGUUUGUUUGAUGAUAGGAAUGUCUGGUUUAAUAUUCAACAAAAUAAUACACCAAUGUCUGUACAUUUUGACUAUUCAAAGGAAAGUUUGUGGAAGCAGUUGCUUCCAAAAAAUUUUCAAGGGACAAAAGCACAAAGCAUCCAGCCUGAAGAAUUAAUUUAUUCCGAUACUGAUAAAAGCAUGGUAGAAGAUCUAAGGAACAGGAUUGAAAGGACUCUAAAGUGUAAAAUGAUGGAAUGGCGACCUAAACACCCAACACGUUGGAAUCGACAGUGUACUUCUGUUUUGCGACAAAUCCUCCCAAAGCUGGAACUUGGCAGAGGAAGCUUUGUUUCUUAUGAAGAGGAGAGUGAACUUGAAAAAUUGCUACAAUUUUAUUGGGUCACAGGAUUUCCUAUCCAGAUGCCAUACACUGAUGUAGAGUCAAUUAUUGAUGCCGCGUAUCAAACUGGAAUUCACUCUUCUGAACUUCCCCAGACAGAAUUUGCUUUAGCUGUAUAUAUUCACCCAUACCCAAACAACAUACUAUCUGUGUGGGUCUAUUUGGCUUCCUUAGCCCAACAUCAGUGA
Cynocephalus volans (Philippine flying lemur) is the source of this 4329-nucleotide messenger RNA. RefSeq names its product coiled-coil and C2 domain containing 2B (gene CC2D2B). The transcript is spliced from 34 exons. Gene Ontology annotation, cellular component: ciliary transition zone. The record is from RefSeq and is a predicted model, not a curated record. NCBI's taxonomy places the organism in Eukaryota, Metazoa, Chordata, Mammalia, Dermoptera, Cynocephalidae. Gene Ontology annotation, biological process: non-motile cilium assembly; protein localization to ciliary transition zone.